This is a messenger RNA of Macadamia integrifolia, 3138 nucleotides long. RefSeq names its product rust resistance kinase Lr10-like. The transcript has 4 exons. Bases 470 to 2572 code for a protein of 700 amino acids. NCBI's taxonomy places the organism in Eukaryota, Viridiplantae, Streptophyta, Magnoliopsida, Proteales, Proteaceae. The record is from RefSeq and is a predicted model, not a curated record. Gene Ontology annotation, molecular function: protein kinase activity; ATP binding. Gene Ontology annotation, biological process: protein phosphorylation.
UCUCUUGUUGUCCUUCUUCCUCAGAAUGCAACGAAUCUUCCCUGCAGACCCACAGAACCCGACUCUUCUUCUUCUCCAUCGAAAGCUGUAAUUAUUGGUACUGGUAUUGUGGAUGUGCACAGUAGGUGGCAGCAGGCUGUCCAGGCAGUGGAGGUCACGGCCAAGGGGCAGUGGGUGCGAGGGGAUGCGCAAUAGCGGAGUUGAUGAACAGGGGUGAACAGUAGAGAAUCACGGCGGAACGUGAGCGCUGGGAAGAGUUCAGGAUGUUCAGCCAUGACCAGAGUUUGGGAUGCUUGAACACGACAUGUGUAUAAUUUUAAAAUCAUGCACCGUGGACAACUUUAAGACCAAUACAGGGAUGACUUUUUCGGUUUUCCUUUGAUUUCUACCUACGGAACCCAAUCUGAAAUCUGAAGUUCUGAACUGAGUCUCUCUGUCCCCCUCUUUCUCUGUGAGAUGGUUAAAGAAAAUGUUGGUGCAUAUGGGUAAUCAUCAGAAACCCAGAAAAAGUCAUUCGUUGCAUCUGUUUGUGAUAACAAUAUUCUUCCUCAGUAAUCAGCUGAUCUUACCAAACAGAGGUGAUCAAGAAGGAGCCCCGUCAUACUAUUACAAUUUGUGUGCGCCAUCAUCCUGCAACGGACUCACCCUCACCGACCCACUUGCAGUGUCACCACUCUGUCACCCUUCGGACUUGGAUAUAACCUGUCAGCUGAGUCAGACAAACAAUAACAGUCACAACCAGAUUCUGCUUUUCACCGAUGUUAAUACCAGAACAUCCUUCCGAGUGCUCCCCACCAUGAACAUGAACAUGAACUUCACGGCCAAACUCGCCGACCCGGCGGUCACCACCGUGUCCAUCGUCUGGGCCAACAACCGUUUGUUUAGCUGCGGCCCAGUCUCGGAGCUCAAUUCCUACACCGACCCCUCCCCCCGUAAUUACCUCAGCUUCCCUCCCGAUUUCGUGGUGGGAACUCACCUCAACUGCACCAUUCCAAUCCAAGGACAAGGACUUCAGAGGGUCGCUUGUCUGGGCUGCCCAGCUCAGGACCCCAACAACUUCUGCUAUUAUGAACAGGGGUUUGUCUCUCACUCCGACUGCGAGACGUUCCACAUGUUCACGCCCAGUAGUUUCAACGUGAGUGCAGAGAAGGAUCUGAGGGCUUACCUACAGCGGGGGCAUGAGUUCUUGUACACCAAACCCCUGCAGUGCCGUGGAUGUCAACUCACCGGGGGAAGAUGCGGAUUCAGCCCUUCAUCCUCUUCCUUCGUUUGCUUCUGUCCCUUCACCGUACAUCGUCUCAAUUGUUCUGACGGUAUGAUUGUGGACAUAACAUCAUGGGCCAGCGGUGGAAGCUCUGGACCACCCAAAGCACUCGCAGUGAUUUCAGUUUCAGCAUCGGUGGUGUUCCUGGCACUUCUAAUCCUUAUUUUGAUCUUCCGAAGGAAACAUAGGAUGAAACUGGAGAAGGAAGUGAUCUUGAACAUAUCCCCUUCAAGGUAUUCUUACACUGAGAUCAAGAAGUUCACCAACAACUUAUCCACAAAACUAGGAGAGGGGGGAUAUGGAAGGGUCUACAGAGGAACCAUUCAUCAAAACGGGGUUGAUGUGGCAGUAGCAGUAAAGCUUUUGAAGUCCAAACAAAGCGAAAAAGAAUUCAUAAGUGAAGUUGCCACAACUGGAGCUGUUCGACACCUACAUCUAGUGAGUUUGCUUGGCUAUUGUGCUCAAGGGAAAACGCGUGCAUUGGUUUAUGAAUUCAUGGAAAGGGGAUCCUUAGACAAGUAUAUAUACAGUAAUAGGAAAAUAGGAGGAGAUGAUGGAGACGAAGAAAAAACCAAUUUUGAGAGGUUAAGCUAUAAACAGUCGUAUGCUAUAGCCUUGCAAACUGCUAAAGGGAUACUAUACUUGCACCAAGGGUGUGGGCAUAGGAUCUUGCACUUUGAUAUUAAACCUCACAAUGUGUUGUUAGAUUCCAACUUCACAGCUAAAGUGGCAGAUUUCGGGCUUGCUAGAAUGAUGAGUGAAGAUCAUAGCCAUGUUUCCUUGACUAGGGCUCGAGGCACUCCAGGCUAUGCGGCACCGGAAAUAUGGUUGAACAAUUAUGGUCCCGUGACUGAAAAGUCAGAUGUGUACAGCUAUGGGAUGAUGCUCCUAGAGAUGGUGGGCAGGAGGAAGAAUUGUGAUCCAGAGGCAAACGAAUCCAGCCAAUUUUACUUUCCUAUGUGGGCGUACAACAAGAUCAAGAUCGGUGAAGUACCUUUGUUACCAAUGAUUAUAGUGGGGGAAGAUGUUACAAUUGAAGUUGAAGAAGAAGAUGAAAGAGAUCAUGGUGGAGAGGAAGAACUUGUAGAGAGGAUGUGCUUGGUGGGUUUAUGGUGCAUCCAGCAUAUCCCUUCGAAUAGGCCAUCCAUGGAUAGAGUGAUCCAAAUGUUGGAAGGAACUGUAGAAAUUGGAAUCCCUCCUCAUCCAUUUCCCCAGCUAACGCAGCAAAAUGUGGAGCAUUAUAGCUAUAACUCUGCUGUUCAUUUCAGUGUUGGUAGUGUUAGUAGGUCACUAGAAGCACGCUCGUGAAUUGGCCUAUUUUGGCUUUAGGCCUUCGCCGCAGCGUAGUUUCUUAUGCAUGUGGCCAUACAUAAGGAAGAAUUGAUCACCUGCUCUCAGCAUUGAAGUGGUUGCUUGUGUAGUAGUCUUUUUAUUCAUGGUCUUUGAAUUCUCAAGCUCAAGCGUGAAUGGCGAUCCCAGGACCAUCUGGGUUCCAAGGUUCUUCAUGUUGUGGGUUCUGAUUUCGGAUCCCGCCCCUUGUGUGUAUUCUGUCCUGGGUAUUGCUAUUUUGGGUUGCCUUAUGUUUCCUCGUUAAUUCAGCCCUCAAGGCCGCUUCCAUUAGAUAUUGUUUGUAAGCUUCUACCCGAAAAAAAAAAAAAAAGGAUAUCGUUUGUAAGCCUUUGGCUGUGUCUGUACAUUCCCACCUUCCUCCCCCCACCCCUCCUGGCUUUUUUUCUCCCUCAACAAAUUGAUAUUAUCCAUGAAAGGAUUUGUUUAAAGUUGAAGUAGACUCUUUCAUUCCCUCUCCCUUUAAUAAUCACAUCAUUUCUCACUGGAAUCUUGUUAUAAGAUUUAGUCCUUUAUGGUUCUCCUUU